Molecule: messenger RNA, 3725 nt
Organism: Macrobrachium nipponense
Lineage: Eukaryota; Metazoa; Arthropoda; Malacostraca; Decapoda; Palaemonidae
Exons: 8
Coding region: 113-1987 (624 amino acids)
Molecular function (GO): protein binding
Source: RefSeq, a predicted model, not a curated record
UAGUGUGACAUCACGGGCGUUUCGGAGCAGUGUGGUGGAAGGAGAAUUCAGAAUCACGAACCAAAACUUCUGGUCAGGGCUGGAGGACCCACAUUCGGAGGAGUACAGGGCCAUGGCGGACUCCAUAGAGAGAGAGCUUGACACACUAUUCCUUGGGUCCGUUUGGGCACGCGAGUAUAACCACAGCCAAGUCGUCUCACUGGCUGAAGGUUCCCUACUUGUACACGCUCAGUUGUUCCUGAACGUCGCAGAUGUCCGAGCAGCUUCUAAAUUAGGGUCAGUAUUCCUUCGUGGCCUCCACAAUCGCCAUGGAAAUGACUGGCUUGGCCAGUACUCCAUCGAUGUCACGUCCAUCAGGUUCACCAAUGUUGCCGUCGAUUCUUCUAAAGUGUCAUCCACCACCCAGCCUCCAUCAACCGAGGGAGACGAGGAACAGUCAACGUCGGUCGUGGAAGUAUCAAACACUAUACCUCAUCUAAACGUAGGUUGGGGUGAAUGGGGUCCCUGGUCUAGUUGCUUCCCCUGCUCCCCCCAGUACGAUCAGAUACGAACCAGGCAGUGCCACAUGGAUGCUGGUCGCGGCGUGAUCAUCAGCACCAUUGAGCCCUGUUUGCCAACUGGCAUGGGUGGUCAGUCAGAAGGUUCAGGUGGUGAAAUGGACAGCCGUCCAUGCCAGUGUCCUCACAUCAACAAUAAGGAUGGCUCGAGGACAACCACUACCACCACUACAACAACAACCACCCCAUGGAAGGUUGAAGAACAGCCACAGAGGGAAGAAGACCGUCUGGGUGAUGUGGGUGCAGAGCGACUCUGUGAUUUGUGUCUCCCUGGAGAAGUCUGUGUUGGAUUACAAGGGGAACCGUAUCCCACAUGCAGAACCGCACUGGAUUCAGGGGACCGUACAGGUUGUGGUGGCCUUUGUGCUAUAGACUCUGAGGUAUGCCAGGCACUGGGAUCUCGAGCCUUCCAGUGCCAUAGUGCAUCACUCUGUCUGCAUGAUGAGUGGCGUUGUGCUGAUGGCCUGUGUAUACCCCACAUUAAGCGCUGCGACGGUCACAUGAACUGUUAUGAUCAAAGUGACGAACAACACUGUCAGUGCAGUAUUGAUCAAUUUCAAUGUGGCAACAAUACUUCCUGCCUGCCGGUUACUUCAAAAUGCGAUGGUAAAAUGGACUGCUGGGAUGGCUCUGACGAAGUCAAUUGCACAACAUUGUGCCCCAACCCUGACACUCAGUUUACUUGCCGCAGCAGUCAGUGUAUCCCCAAGCAGCAAUUCUGCGACGGGUUACCGGAUUGUAGAGACGGGUCAGAUGAACCCUUUGGAUGUGCUGGACGGUGCCAAACCAACGAGCAUCAAUGCAGGAACGGAAGAUGCAUCCCAGUUGCCAGCGUCUGUGAUGGCAGGGACACGUGCGGGGACUUCAGCGAUGAACAGAACUGCGAUAGGCCUCUCUUCACUGUCACAUCGGGAACGGGAACUCCUGUCUUGAAUAUUUCAAAUUCAUCCACUUGGUCUGGGAUACCAGUCUUGAACAUUUCUACAUCAGCGGAGCACUUUACAACUGCCAGAACGGACCGUAUUUGGCUCUUACACCUCGGUGGCAGAACAACACAUGAAACUGAAAACACUACACACAGGACUCCUUCACCCACUGAGAGUUAUAGUCCAACAGUAUUGGCAGCCAGAGUAUCACUAAAUGGCUCGGUCUUUCGUAGUAAAGUAGAAUUGGAAUCGAACACACCGGGCAGUGAUAUAGAGCGAGGGUGGAAAAGGACUGCGCAGUUUAUGCCAAGUUUAGAUGAUUAUGCUAAAUUUGUGGGAUCAGAAUCCCGGGGAAAGUCAGUUCUCACACAUUUGACAAAAAAUGAGAGUGAAAGUGAUGGUCGUGUGAAGGGUAGUGGUGUUGCUGAUGAGGAAGUGCUGAGCAGGUCAAGUGUUCAGAGUAGAACCAGCAAUAUGGAAAUGCAGGGUAAUAUAAGAACAUGACGGAUCUUUCCCUAGUUCUCAGUGACCAAGAGAAUGUGUUUUGACAGUACGUACUUUAUAGUGACAUAGAAAAAUUUGUGAUGAUAAGUGCUUGUUUGUGUAUAUGUAUGUAUGUUGAAUGAAAGACGAUUUUGUAAUUUUUUUUUUCAAGAGGUGAGAUGUACAGUAUAAUAUAACCCAUUUAAAGUCAGCAGCUAUUUUAGUAAGAACCAUGUUAUAAGAUGAAGAAAUAUAUUGUAUCACAAUGUUCAUAUAUUGAUGUUGUGAAGAAGUCCUUUUUGUAUAUCUAGUUGAGAAAUACCAAAGAUUGUAUGUAUAUUUUGUCCCUGUUAGGGCCUCAUGAUGUUAUCUAGUCUGUAUGAGAAAAUGUACUUAUGUAAUAACCUUUUGUUUUUUAUCUUGCAAAACUGCUACUUAGAGGGAGAAAAAUAGUCCGUAUCAUGUCUCUCACUCUUUUAUGUGGUGGUUGUUGCAGAUGUUGGAAUUUCUCAGCUUAUUUAAGAAUGGCUUCAGACUGUUCGUACAGUGUGUAAAAGAAAGUUUAAGAUACUUUGGUUUAUCAUGCCAUUCAUUACUAUGCUGUAUGUUGCUCUCCUUGACUAACCCACUAAAAGGAAAGACUACUUCCUUCAAAUUUCUUCAGUUAAAAUAGUUUCAGGAGUCUGUCACGUAUCCUGGUUACAGUCCUACUGUCAGUGCUCGCAACAGUGUCCUAUCAUCAUCUAUGAAUGCUGGCAAUUAAUUAUGUUUGUUAGACAAAACCUUUAGGCAACUGUGACUAUGCUGGGUUCUUUCAUUUUUUUAGAACUGAAGAUAAUUGGUUUAUUGCUAAUGUCAUGUAGUCAGUCAUGUGAGUACACUAAGUCGGUAACUACUGCAUUUUAUUAUGUGUACUGAAUACUUGGCUUUCAAUUGCGUUUUGUACUUGACUUGGCUUAUAAACACAACAAUACUUGGAGCAAGCACCAAUGAGUAAUACAGUGGGCUUGGAAACUAGGUUUUCUUUCUUCAUGGGGUGUGUGCCACUGACAUUACAAGUUCAUGUUUUGAUCCCCAGUAUAUUAAGUGUAAUAAAUAAAUUACACAGUACUAUAAUAUGAUCUCGAUGUAAAUAUAAUGAUAGUCAAAUCAGUGAAAUUGUAUAUUGUACUGUAUAUCAUUUUAUAUCAUUUAGUCACAAUGAACAAAGAUUGGUUUUUAGUUUUCAUGCUAUAAAGAUCCAUUCACAAUUAUAUUGUUAAAUAAUGGAAAUGAUCGAUUGGUAUGAGAACUAAGCUUAACAUUGAGUCUUGGCUAGUCACAGUUAUCAAACCAAGACAAAAAUGGUCUUGAAAAUGCAUAAUGUAUUCUUGUGUUACAAUUGUUGUGAUAUGUUAAUGGGUGCUUGAUCUUUAUUUAAAUUUUGAAUUCAUGUGUAGUAGACAGUAUGACUUGUAUAUUUCAUUAAAAACACCAAAAAAGGAGCAGACCAUUUGUAAACACAAGAAAGCCAUUUUUUCUCUAGUGGUGGUUAUCUACAAUGUAAAAAAUACUGAUCAUAGUCUUCCAAAGCAAUAUUCAUAAAGAUCUGCUUAUGCAUGCUUGCUCCAGUAUUGAUUAUUGUGCAAAGGUCGUGUUCACUAUUGCAUUUCUAUAUCUGUCCCCUCCCCCAAAAAGGAAGCCAGUUUUGAUUAACCAUGGUGUAAAUUACUACUGUGCAAUACCAGGAUCGUGAAGAUUUCUAAAAAAAAAAAAUAAA